Fomitiporia mediterranea MF3/22 is the source of this 2660-nucleotide messenger RNA. Its product is annotated as glycoside hydrolase family 95 protein. The record is from RefSeq and is a predicted model, not a curated record. The coding region runs from base 26 to 2554 and encodes 842 amino acids. NCBI's taxonomy places the organism in Eukaryota, Fungi, Basidiomycota, Agaricomycetes, Hymenochaetales, Hymenochaetaceae. Gene Ontology annotation, biological process: carbohydrate metabolic process. The transcript has 17 exons. Gene Ontology annotation, molecular function: alpha-L-fucosidase activity.
GAGCAGGCUGCCUAUGUGACAUGUCAUGGGGUCCGUUUGUCAACAGCAAUGUCCCGUAAAUAUACCAGGACUUGGUGUACUUCAACCUGCAGAUGGACUAGCCAAGGCCCGAUUUGCUCCUCUAGGCUUUCCGUCAUCAGGGAAUGGCCUGUGGUAUGAUACACCCGGAAAUAUUUGGGCUCGUCAGUUUUUACCGGUCGGGAAUGGAUUCCUUGGAGCUAUGAUUUCCGGAGGCACGACUCAAGAGUCAACUCAAUUGAAUAUUGAAAGUCUUUGGUCUGGCGGUCCGUUUGCCGAUCCCGGCUAUAAUGGUGGGAAUAAGCAGCUAGAUGAACAAUCUGAGAUUGGACAAGCUAUGCGAUCUAUCAGGCAAAAGAUAUUCAAAAGCAAACAUGGUACAAUCGAUAAUGUUGACGCCUUGAUGGCUCCAAUCGGUGCAUAUGGCAAUUAUUCGAGUGCAGGUUUUCUUGUCUCGACGUUAACAAAUACACCAUCUUCCGCUAUUUCGGAUUACGCAAGGUUCCUGGACUUGGAAACAGGUGUAGCAAGGACUAUUUGGACUCAUGGCAAUUAUCAAUUUACACGUGAAACGUUUUGCUCAUACCCUGCGCAAGCCUGUGCACAGAAUACCUCGUCCACGAAUCCUUCCGGAUUCUCGCAGACAUAUGCACUUGGUGCCAUUAUAGGGUUGCCUCCGCCCAACGUCACCUGUGCCGAUAACUCAACUCUGCGUUCGAGUGGACUCGUUUCGAACCCUGGGAUGGCUUAUGAGAUUCUGGCUACUGUUUCCGUUUCACCAGGUGGGAUAAUUGAAUGUAACACAGUCCCGAAUGUGAAUCAUACGAGAAAAGCCUCGAACGCGACGUUAACCAUCUCUAACGCCACCUCGAUGUCCAUUAUGUGGGUUGGAGGGACGAACUAUGAUGCAGGCGCCGGUGACGCAGCUCAUAGCUUUUCGUUUCGUGGAUCGGACCCCCAUGAAGGGCUUUCUUCACUGCUGAUCAGCGCGUCAGAGAAGUCUUAUUCGGAAUUUGUUGCCGAGCAUAUUUCAGACUUCAAGUCAGCCUUAAAUCCAAGUUUCUCUCUAAAUCUUGGGCAGAAUAUCAACUUAAAGGUGCCGACAGACAAGUUAAAGGAUGUCUAUAGGGUUGAUAAGGGAGACCCGUAUCUAGAAUGGCUACUCUUUAACUAUGGAAGGUAUCUCCUUGUAAGUUCAGCACGUGGAGCGUUGCCUGCGAACCUACAAGGGAAAUGGGCUCGUGAUGCAGGCAAUCCCUGGAGUGCAGACUACCACGUGAACAUAAAUCUGCAAAUGAAUUAUUGGUUCGCCGAAUCUACAAAUCUGGACGUCACGAAAUCUCUUUUUGAUUUCAUCGAGGAAACGUGGGUCUCGCGCGGUACCUAUACUGCGCAGGUUUUGUAUAAUAGUACUCAGGGUUGGGUUCUGCACAAUGAAAUAAAUAUCUUUGGACACACGGGCAUGAAACAAGGUGAUGCAGAGUGGGCAGACUAUCCUGAAUCCAAUGCAUGGAUGAUGAUUCAUGUUUGGGACCACUUUGACUUCACGAAUGACGUUGCAUGGUGGAAAGCUCAAGGAUACCCUUUGGUGAAAGGCGCUGCCUCCUUUCACCUCAACAAGCUUAUACCUGACGAGCGGUUCAAGGAUGGCACAUUAGUAGUAGCACCUUGCAAUUCACCUGAACAACCACCGAUCACACUAGCUUGUGCUCAUGCUCAACAGGUUAUAUGGCAGCUCUUCAACGCAGUAGAGAAGGGUGCUGCAGCUGCGGGCGAAACAGAUGAAGCAUUUUUAAAUGAGAUCAAAUCCAAGAAAGGUCGUAUGGAUAAAGGCAUUCAUAUUGGUUCGUGGGGCCAGCUACAAGAAUGGAAGGUGGACAUGGACUCGCCGACGGACACUCAUCGUCACAUGUCGCAUCUUGUUGGCUUGUACCCGGGCUACGCUAUUUCAAACUAUAAUCCUGACAUCCAGGGCCUCAAAUAUUCUGUUGCUGACGUCCGUGCCGCCGCUCGGACGAGUUUGAUUCACCGUGGAAACGGCACGGGUCCAGAUGCUGAUUCUGGCUGGGAGAAAGUCUGGCGUGCAGCUUGCUGGGCUCAAUUCGCGGACCCGGACAAAUUUUAUCACGAGCUAACUUACGCCGUCGACAGAAACUUCGCUGCGAACUUAUUCAGCAUCUACAACCCAUUCGACCCAGAUCCAAUUUUCCAGAUUGAUGCUAAUUUUGGGUAUACUGCUGCGGUGAUGAACGCACUUAUCCAAGCACCAGAUGUUGCGAGUACUACAAUACCUCUCACGAUUACCCUACUCCCAGCUCUUCCAUCGGCUUGGUCCACAGGCUCGAUCUCAGGUGCCCGGGUCCGCGGUGGAAUCACUGUAGACAUGGCUUGGGUGGACGCAAAACCUACGAAGGCCGUGCUUACCAUUGCUGAAGGAGCUCCUUCAAGACCAGUCCACGUCAUACAUGCCGGUCAGGAGAAGUUGAGCUUUAAUACGACCGGAGCCGAGUGGACGUACACAAUUACUGGGUUCUAGGAAGUGGUAGGAUUCGUUGCAGGACUGAAUGGCCUCCAUGAUCACUGUAAACAGGAAGAGAGGUAACUAUCAAAGGUGAUGUAAAUAAACUGCCGAUGUAAAAGAG